AUGGCUCCAGCCCUGCAAACAACCGACCCUACCACCCAUCAAUUCGCCCAGUCGCAUCCGAACCAGCACGUCGUGCCCAUCCACGACGGCACGUACGGGAACCAUGCGACUGUGGUUGACGAUGACGACACCGACGCCGGAGAGGAUCCCUCCGCCAUCAUGCGCAAGCUCAUGAAGGGCAAGGACAAGGAGUGGGACGCUGUCACGUCCACCAAGUCGUCGGGCAAGAAGCUCACCCUGCUCGAGCUGCCGAUCACCCACACGAACGACCUCACGUCUCUCGCCCUGACGAACUCGAACCUCCACAACCUCGCGAUCCCCCACAUCUACUCGAGAUUUGACAUUGUCUGGCCCGACGCCACCCAGAUGAACACGUCCGACAGCAAGAGCGUCGAUGCCCUCACGUACGGCCUGUCCACAAUCUGCCUCGGCAGCUCGUUCGCCCAUCGGAUGCGCAAGAUGCUCGAGCCCACGUACAACAUGGCGAGCCCUGUCCCGUUCAAGCGGAGACCGAAGAACGACUACGCUAAGUACACUAGGAAGUUCUCGCUGGGCAACGGCCCUACCGACUGGGUCGCGGAGUACAUGAUCUCCAAGGAGAGCGGCAAGAUGCUGGGUACCUUGGUGGCACUGGCCGUCGAGAAGAUGGUCAACCUGGAGGCGUUUGUCUGGGACAUGCCCACCGGAGUCCUGUCCGACAUCUUCAUGGCACUAGCGUCUAUCUCGGAGCACAGCCCAGACGGCGAAUCGAAGCUGGAAAAGGUCUGGGUGAGGUGGCACGAUAACUACGAGGGGACGACGUCUUCAACGUCUUCGAGCCCGGCUCCUCCGCAUCCGGCGACGUCUGCCAACAACAACGCCACCGCCAUCGGCUACCUGAUCACCGGGCCCGGCCUGCCCCGCGCCCGGCCUGCGCUGCCGUACGCCGAGACACGGGUCGAGUUUCCCACCUUUUGCGUUUUGCCGCCGCUCAAGAGCCUGACCGUGUUGGACAUUGACGAGCUUGCCUACCUGGAUGAGAUGGCCAUGGUGAUUGAGAGAUCCAAAGUCCGUCUGCAGGAACUGCGCGUCGGUAUCUCGCAAAAGGCCGUGAACAAGGACUUUGCCCAGCCGUGGGACGGUCCCGACCUGCACCAGAUCGACCGGGAAGCCAGAUGGCCUGGCGAGAGCUCCAUUGGAGACAAGCGACUGGGCGGCGUCCUCGGCGUGCUCGUCGGUCGGGUCUAUGACAUCCGCCGUAAGGCAAGCUCGAGGUCGAGGGGAAAGGCGCCAUUGUUGUCUGCCCCAACGACGCAGUCGUCAAACGACGCAAGUGUGGACGCAGACGAUACCGAGACCUUGCCGGCCCAGGACACGAACGAGCAUGUCGACGUGGACGCCGGCCAAGACGCCGCACCCGCAGACGAGGCCACUGAGGUUGGUUCGGAGGAUCAGCUCGUAGACCAGACUACAGAGGAAGCGGUCACCUACCCCGAGCAAGGCCACGGCGCUUCCGUGGAGGACCGGCCGUCCGACGAGCAGCAGAACACUCUUGUCGGUAACGAGCAUUCAUACGCGUCCCCGCGGACUCCGCGAAAGAGGCUGGAAGGCAAACUCAAGCUGCGCACCCUUGAACUCGAGCGCGUCAAUCUCUCGAUCCAGGUGUGCAUUCAAGCGUUUGACUGGACGGUCUUGACCAACAUCACCAUCCUGGAUUGCGUGCAGAGCGAGCACCUCUGGAAGGGCCUGCGGCGGCAGUUCGCACCAGCGCCUGCAUCGAGGCUCGGAUCACAUGCGGCGAACGCGAGCAAGCAGCCCAUGGAGUAUCACCUCUGCCUCAAGAGCAUCCAUACCGACACCGUCUCAAGUGCCCUGGUCAGCUUCCUGAGGGACACCCUGGCGCCCAACAGUUUGGAGGUGCUGUUUUUGCAGGAUCGUCGACGGGUAGGGCCUCAGCCUGCGACCAUUGAGCAGGUUUUCAAGGGGGUCAUUAAGAAACAUCGGUCAAGUCUGCAAAAGGUUCUACUGGACAGCUCGGAUCGGAAGAACGGCAACGUACCAGCGGACAACUCUCGUUGGCGCAAUUGGGUGUUGUCGACGGACAUGUUGCUGUACAUGACGAGUGGACGGAUGUCAAACCUCAGGGAGCUCGCCAUAUCGUUGCACUACAAAGACUGGCACACAUUCCUUCAACGUUUGCCCAACGUUCCGCAUUUGCGAUCGCUGAAUCUUCAGCACGUCGCUGAGCACAUAGUCGGCAAUUUUGAGCCAAGAGAAUUGGCUUUGCAGAUGGUGGACAUCAUAACCUUACGCCCCGAGAUUCAGCUGUGUUAUGUCGGCAUUUCAACAAAGUGCUUUGAGAUCUUGGAGAGCAAGCCGGCGGAGGAGAGUGGCGGCUCGAUUGCCAGUGUCACGGCCGACCACCACGGCGUCAUGGCACACGACUCCGGUGUCGAUGACGAGGAUGACGAAGACGACAAUGCCGGCACGGACGAGGAGACGGCCAGUCAGAUGGAUGAAGAAACCUCGGAAGAGGAAGACGACGACGACGAUGAUACCCCAGCAAGCGCAGUGGACGCGGACGACACACAGUCGGAGGUGUCUGCGGCCCAGGACUCGGACGACGAGUCUCUGCGCGACGCGGUUUUCGGCCCCUCGCGGCCUCGCCUCCGACUCCGCGAAAUUCUAUUUUACGACGACAAGGUGGCGAUUUUCAAGGCUCGCCACGGGAGAUUGUGA
Molecule: messenger RNA, 2718 nt
Organism: Colletotrichum chrysophilum
Lineage: Eukaryota; Fungi; Ascomycota; Sordariomycetes; Glomerellales; Glomerellaceae
Exons: 3
Coding region: 1-2718 (905 amino acids)
Source: RefSeq, a predicted model, not a curated record